AUGUCCAAGGACAAGCGAAGAAGCAUCUUCGGCCGCAGUGGUCUGACAGCCCUCACUGGUCUGCAAAGUAGCAGCAGUAAGGAUGAAUCGCAACCUUCAACUCUGCUGCGGAAGCGGCGGACCGCAUCCUUCAUGUCCACAAUCUCCGACAUAUCGCAGCAUGGAGACAAGCAGUCCCUCGAUGGCACUACCAUAACAGAGACUCCCGCGCCCGGAUCGCCCAGAACAACCAUAUCGCGAGGCAGUCUGAAGCGCGCAAGUUCUGUCUUUGGCUCCAUCCGCGGGUCCAGGCUGCUAGACGAGGACGAGCCGCUCUCUGCGACAUCCACGCGCAACUCGACUGGGUUUGGCGAGUACCUGGCUGAGGAUACCCGCGUGGGGCAGGUACUGCACUAUGGCGAGGUUCAGACGAGCAGUUCCAUGUUUCGGAAGAAGAAGGAGUUCUUGGUCUUGACGGAGAAACACCUCAUUCGGUACAAGACGCAAUCGAAAGCGGCAGAGGCUUUCCCAGCCCAGAACCCUUCGACUGGCUCCUCGCACGACAUCCAGUCUGUCGCAUCAGAGUCUUCGGGAGAUCGCGACCUGGGCACACCGCUGCGGCACAUUGUCGCUGUGUACCAUCUCGACGAUGGCCGGCCACACUUUGCUAUCGAGGUUUACUGGAUGGACGACGACUCCAACCAUGCUGCAUGCUUGACUCUACAAUUCGCCGAUCCCGAUGACAUGUACACAUGGCUAGCCAAGCUACGGGACGCUGCGAAUCACGCAAGAUUGGCCAAUGCGAAUCCGCUAUCAGCGUACAACUCGCAUCUGGCUGCUCGCGUGGUAGAAGCAGAACGCGACUAUGUUCCUCCACACUAUGCCAUUUACAGGGUUGUGCUUCGGCCGCAGGGAAAGGCCACCUCACGGUCAUCUUCGGACGACGUUACCAAGGCAGCUUCUUCGGUCUGUUUCCUCGCCAUUGGCGUUCACAAAGUACACUUGAUCCCACUGUUCAAACCGUCGUCUCAGCGGGCGUCUAGUCCAUCUUUGACUUCCUCUAGUGCGCAGUCAUCGCACGGCAUCAUGACUCUGACCGAAGUCUGUGUGAGCGACGUCGACGAUACAUUUCUUCUCACCUUCCGUCUUGAGCUGCUAGCGGUAAUGCGCUCGUUGCGAUACAACGAAACAUUCGUGGGCAUCUCAUUCAAAGGCAUACACUUGGAUGUCUUGAAUGGCCUCCAAGAUCCAUAUGGGGCUGAGCAUGUAUGCAUGAAGACAAAGCGUGGCACAUUUGCGCGCCUUGAAGUUGAAGAGUUUGAACAGGCGUGUCUGUUGGUGCAAGAGAUACGUGCUCUGGCUCUGAGCAAUCGCAAACUCAGGAGACUCGACUUCACUUCUUGUAUCACAAGGCGACGGCGGGGCCACUUGGACACCGAGGGCAGUGGUAGAGAUGGGGGCUGCGGCAUCGUGGAAGCGCUGUUUCCACUGUGCAAGUAUCAGAAUACGAACGUCGACUGGAUUGCUUUGAAUAACAUUCCACUGGGCGAGACCGACCUGGACUACCUGGUAGCAGCUGCGGUCGAGCGGAACUGCCAUCUGCGGGCGCUUGAGUUGAGCGGCUGCGGUCUCAGUGACCGUGCACUAUCUCUGGUCCUCGAUGCUCUGCGGGCCCAGGAAAACACACUCGAGGCACUUGAUUUAUCCUCCAACAAUUUCAGGAUUUCGCCGACUAUCUUUGACUCUCAGAUUGGUAUAUUUGGCUAUCUGACCAAGCUCAACUUGUCCCACAUCGCUGUCUCAGCCGGUUCAGAGCCGAUGAUAUCAGUAGAAACGAUGCAAGGAUGGAGGCUGCAAGAACUGGUUUUAAGUGGGACGCAUUUGAAUUCUCCCAUGGUCGAUGCAAUAGCCAGCUACCUAGUGAACUAUAAGCAGUCGAAGGGGCUGCGGGAACUUCGCUUGGAUCAUUGUUAUCUCACGGGAAAAGACAUCGCUUACUUGUUGCAAUCUAUGACUGAAACACCGGGGAAAGCUCGUGAGCUUCAUCUUGAUGUCAGCGAGAAUUAUAUCGAACGGGAUCUGAAGAAGUUUACCAAAGCAAUUGCUGGCGGCUAUGCGCCGUCUAGCUUAGCAGUGCGCCUGAUCGAGUUUGAGGAAGAAGCAGAAUUCCGAAGGAUGAUCCUCGCUUUCGGCGCAAACAACACCAUCCGACAACUCGACAUCUCUCGCGCAUCGCUGCCCUGCGAUGCCACAGAAGACACAUGCCAGGCUAUGGAGAGGAUGUUUGCGGACAACACCGCCCUUGAAUGGCUGGACAUGUCUGGAGAGGACUCUCGCCUGGAAACGACCAAGCUCGGCGUGGGCAUCAAUAAGGCACUGCGAGGGUUGCAGCGCAACCGCACCCUGCGUGUCUUGUACAUCAAAUGAGACCAGAAGCUUGGCGUGCAAGGCGCGAGCACUCUUGCCGACGUUCUCAAAGUCAACACGAGCUUGCAAUAUCUUUACUGCGAGAACAACGGCAUUGCAUUGACCGGCUUCACUGACCUGGUCAAUGCUCUACACCGCAACACGACGCUCUUGUAUCUUCCAUCAAUGCUGGAAAGCAGGCAGAUGGCGCUCAAGCAGACCGAGGACCAGGUGAAACAAAUGCGCGACGAAGUCUCCAUACAUACACAAUCCAAAGGGCAUUCAGUAAGAAGUAAGCUCGCAAAUAAAGUAGCGGGGAGAGCACCCAAAGACAAGGCACAUUCGUCCGGACUAUCGGAUCAAGAUAUCAAAGCUGCCCUAGGUCUAGUCGAUGAGAGCUGGGCACGACAAGAAUACCGCUUACAGCAAUAUUUGCUGCGCAACUACAACAUUGCUCAUGGCAUACCCACGGCUAUGGAUGUGGAUGAGGAGGACUUCGAACGACCGGACACGGCCACGAGCUUAGGCAAGAUUAUCGAGAAGGUCAAAUUCGAGAGUACGCCUACAACCGAGAAAGACCUGCAGCUGGGGUUCGACACUCCUAACGCCGAAUACGAAGCCGUCUCGCCAAUGGAGAAAGAUCUUGAAAUGUCGUUCUCGCACAGUCGGCGACCUUUUGCAUCGAGGACCUGAUCUGUGAAACCACCCUCGUGCCACCGUUCACUGGCUCCGACCAACCACUUUUUCGACUUCGCUGUACUAUACAUUUCUUCUGGUUUCUGCAUAUGUUCCUAGUUCAGGAUUUUGGAGUUCUCUAACCAUGCAACAAUAUAGGCGCGCACAUGAAGGAUGGCAUUGGGGGCCCACGAUCUGCCUUUCUGGUCUCUGGCUUAGUCAUUCUGUACCGACUGGAUACCUAUUGGUUUAGCUUUUGUGCCAGCUUGGAUGAUACCAUAUAGAUGCCUACAUGCUUGGAUAGGCUUCUUCUUGCGCAAAUACCAUGAAAUUUUUAGGUUCCACCA
Molecule: messenger RNA, 3407 nt
Organism: Parastagonospora nodorum SN15
Lineage: Eukaryota; Fungi; Ascomycota; Dothideomycetes; Pleosporales; Phaeosphaeriaceae
Exons: 5
Coding region: 1-2406 (801 amino acids)
Source: RefSeq, a predicted model, not a curated record